Molecule: messenger RNA, 6181 nt
Organism: Oncorhynchus mykiss (rainbow trout)
Lineage: Eukaryota; Metazoa; Chordata; Actinopteri; Salmoniformes; Salmonidae
Source: RefSeq, a predicted model, not a curated record
CCAUAAGGGUGGGGAGACAGGAGUAGUCAGCGUUCAUCUCCAGCGCAGCCAAUACUCUACACUUUUCAGUUUUUUUCCCUCUACUAGGCUACGGUAUAGUUACUGCAUUUUGCCUUUGUAGGGCAGAGUACAGUCCUAUUUGUCCCUCCUACCAGUCCGUGCCUCCCUCCGUUCCGUCUCCGUCUCCCUCCUCUCUUUCUGUUCCUCAUGCACAUUCACGGUAUAACUGCUGCCACGGCGAGGAGAGGAGGCGGUUCAACCGAGGUUUAGCUACACCUCGUAAGGCUAGGGAGUGGGCAGACCCUGUACCGCCGCUGCUCUCGCCUCUACGGUGUACCGUAGGCUACCGUGCUCAUCACGGAUCACGCACUGCUCACGACCUCUGCACCCACCCCCACCCCCCAGCUCGGUUGGCUAGUGGUAUUGUAGGACCUAUAAUCUCCAGGCAAUCUGGAUCAACCUUUCUAGUUCCGGUAUUGAACAGCGGCAGUUUGAGCAGAGAAGCACAGCCCCCUGGUUUCUCUCCGUAGCGUGUCCCUCCUUGCGCUCUGCUCUCUCACAGGCAGACAUGGAUGAUGGUCCGUCUUCGACAAGCUGUUUUCGAAGGAUAACGGACUGUUUUCUGGGCCCAAGUCUAACGGAUGACAAAGUGAAGGCCUACCUCUCCCUUCACCCUCAGAUGCUGGAUGAGUUUGUAUCGGAGAGCGUGAGUUCAGAGACGCUGGACAGAUGGCACAAGAGGAAGAGCAGCGGUAGCCUGCCUGCAGAUGACACGUCAUCAGGCAGUAGGCAGUACCAGGACAGUAACAUGCAGAACGUGGUACAUGACCUCACCAGUUACCUGGAACAGCGGCUGGACCCCGGAGGAGACAACAAGCUUCUAUUCUAUGACUUGUGCACCAUCAUCAAAACAGCCACGAAAGCAGACGGAUUUGCACUUUACCACUUGGGAGAAUGCAACAAUAGCUUGUGUUUGUUUAAACCGGCGGGGGCUAACGACGGUCCUCCCACCUUCAUCCCAGCUGGUCCCAUCACGUUUGGGACCACCAUCGCCGCUCACGUCGCCACAACACGCAAAAUACUGCUAGUAGAGGACAUCACAGGGGACGAGCGUUUCCCUGAAGGCACAGGGCAGGACUCAGACUCAGGGAUUCAUGUUCACUCUGUCCUGUGCCUCCCCAUCCUCACGGCCAUCGGUGACCUCAUAGCUAUCCUGGAGCUGCAUCGGCACAGGGGCCACGAGCCUUUCAAUAUCAGCAACCAGGAGGUUGCGACGGCGAGUUUAGCAUGGGCAUCUGUAGCUAUUCACCAAGUACAGGUGUGCAGAGGCCUAGCCAAACAGACCGAGCUCAAUGACUUCCUGCUAGAUGUGUCGAAAACGUACUUUGACAACAUUGUGGCAAUAGAUUCUCUACUUGAACACAUAAUGAUAUAUGCAAAAAACCUGGUGAAUGCGGACAGAUGUGCACUGUUCCAGGUGGACCACAAUAACAAUGAACUGUACUCAGACCUGUUCGACAUCGGGGAGGAGAACGAGGGCAAACCUGUCUUCAGGAAAACCAAAGAGAUUAGGUUUUCUAUAGAGAAAGGUAUAGCGGGCCAAGUGGCACGGACGGGGGAGGUCCUUAACAUCCCAGACGCCUAUGCAGACCCACGCUUUAAUAGAGAGGUAGACCUCUAUACGGGCUACACCACGCGGAACAUCCUAUGCAUGCCCAUCGUUUCCAGGGGGACCGUAAUAGGGGUCGUACAGAUGGUUAACAAGCUGACUGGAAGUGCCUUCACCAAAACAGACGAGAACAACUUCAAGAUGUUCGCCGUCUUCUGUGCUCUAGCCUUGCACUGUGCCAAUAUGUACCACCGGAUCAGGCACUCUGAGUGUAUCUACAGGGUAACCAUGGAGAAGUUGUCCUACCACAGUAUCUGUACUUCAGAGGAGUGGAAGACACUCACAAAGCUGGACCUUCCUACGCCCCUAUACAAAGAGAUAGAACUGUUUCAUUUUGACAUUAGUCAGUUUGAGGAGCUGUGGCCAGCUGUCUUUGUAUACAUGGUCCACAACUCAUGUGGAGAGACCAGUUUUGAGCUAGAGAAGUUGUGCAGGUUCACUAUGUCUGUGAGGAAGAAUUAUCGGCGUGUUCCCUACCACAACUGGAAACAUGCGGUGAACGUGGCUCACUGUAUGUACGCCAUACUGCAGAAGACCACCGGCAUCUUCACUGAGAUAGAGAAGAAGGGUCUGCUGAUAGCCUGUCUAUGUCAUGAUCUGGACCAUCGAGGAUACAGUAACACCUACCUGCAGAAGUUUGACCAUCCUCUUGCUGCCCUGUACAGCACGUCUACAAUGGAGCAGCACCACUUCUCCCAGACUGUAUCCAUCCUGCAGCUGGAAGGGCACAAUGUUUUCUCCAACCUGACUUCCAGUGAGUACGAGCAGGUGUUAGAGAUCAUCCGCAAGGCCAUCAUCGCUACAGACCUGGCGCUCUACUUCGGCAACCGCAAACAGCUAGCUGAGCUACUGACCACGGAGGCACUAGACCUAGACAACCACCAACACAGGGACCGUGUGAUUGGUCUGAUGAUGACAGCAUGUGACCUGUGUUCCGUUACCAAGCUGUGGCCAAUCACACGACUCACGGCUAAUGACAUCUACGCUGAGUUCUGGGCCGAGGGGGAUGAGAUGAAGAAGAUAGGUAUACAGCCCAUCCCUAUGAUGGACAGAGAUAAGAAGGAAGAGGUUCCUCAGGGGCAGGUGGGGUUCUAUAAUGCUGUUGCACUCCCAUGUUAUACCACCUUAUCUGAGCUCUUCCCCCCUUCCAGCCCUCUUCUACAAGCCUGCAAGGAGAACCUUGGUCAGUGGGAGAAGAUAGUAAAUGGAGAGGAGGUGGACAGUGGAGUGAGAGGAGUGUGGGCUCCGUCAGAGCCUGUUGAUCCCAGGGCAGAGACUGUUGACCCCAGGGCAGAGCCUGUUGACCCCAGGGCAGAGCCUGUUGACCCCAGGGCAGAGCCUGUUGACCCCAGGGCAGAGCCUGUAGAGCCCAGCACUGAGGAACCAUCGAACCACGACUCAGGCCCUGUGAAGGUGGACAACUGACUGGCAGUGAAGCCACGGCUCGCCCUCACUACUUCACAAGUCAAUACGCCCUCAACACAUCCCCUGCCAUUAACAGGGACUACUUCCUGUCUGAACUGUUAGAGAGCCUCACUUCAUGCUGAAACAGGAAGGAGGGGGACACGUGUGUAGGGACUAGGGAAGGUGAUUGGUGGAUUUCACAAACAAGGGGACUUCUUUUCAGGACCACACAGUUACCUCAUUGGGUGAGGGAGGUGAGGAGUUAACCCUGCCAGUGUUCAUUGCUCCGUAGACACACGGAUGGACGGCUGGAGGACAGCGGGCUCUUGUUCAUUAGGCACGAAACGGAAGCUAACGGGCCGAAAAACAGGGAGGAACUACCUGGACUUGUCCUUGAGGUGGGGACUCACCUGAUCAACUCCACUGCUCGGGAACCAAUUCAUACCUAUCCAAAUGGAUCCGUAUGUCUGUGGUGUUGUUUUUUUGGGUCUGUUUUAGUUGGUUUGUUUUUUAAGAGAUUUAAAUUGCGGCUGGUUUGUUUUAUGUUCCGGUCUUGUGAUUUGCAGAGGCCUUAGUCUUUACACUCUAAUCCUUUAAAAAGGUCAGGAGGUGUGAAAUCUUGACUGUUUUUUUUUGUUGUUUUUUGUCGUUUCAGACUUUAUGAAUGUGUCUGAAAUGGCACCCUAAUCCACUACAUAGUGCACUACUUUUGACCGGAACAAUAUGGGCCCUGUUCAAAAGUAGUGCACUGUAUUGGUACUGUUUGUUUGCCUGCAGUGGUAGACUGACUAACUUAUCGCAAGCAGAACUACAUGGGAGGAGGUGGUUGGCUCUCAAAGAGAGACAGAAAGAAUGUUUUAUUAGCAUGUCGCAACAAAUGUUCUAGAAUGUUUAUUAGCAUGUCGCAACUGAAUGUUCUAGAAUGUUUUCUGGCACUUUGAGCAACAAAGUGUUUUUGCAGUACUAAAACAUACAGCCCUAGUCUAUUCUAUUCAGAAACCGCGUCUUGUGUAAAGCACAGAAAGACAAAGUUAGUGUGACCAACAGGGCUGAGUUCGAUCAUGUCAACAUUUAGCAAGUCGUGUCACACGAGGGUCACAAUGUUCUAUGCAGAAAUAGCACCCAACACCCAGGCAGACCUGAGUUAAAACAUUUUUUGAAAUGAUUUCAAAUACUUCAUCUGGGCUUGAUUGAGCUUGCCUGGCACAAUAAAACAAAUAGAAGAGUUGCAAGUGUAAAUUCUGCCCAUCUGGCAAUAUAUGCAGGCUAAAGCAAUUGCUAAAAGUAUUUGAAAGAUUUCCAAUAGUAUUUAAACCUACCAGGUCUGCAUCUCGCCACCCCGCUUACUUGCCACAAUCAGUCUUUUAGGUUCUAGAACCCAUAACCUUGGGCAAUCAGUCUUUUAGGUUCUAGAACCCAAAAUCUUGGGCAAUCAGUCUUUUAGGUUCUAGAACCCAUAACCUUGGGCAAUCAGUCUUUUAGGUUCUAGAACCCAGAACUUUAGGCAAUCAGUCUUUUAGGUUCUAGAACCCAGAAUCUUGGGCAAUCAAUCUUUUAGGUUCUAGAACCCAGAACCUUGGGCAAUCAGUCUGUUUUUGAGCUCUAGUUGUAGACUGGUCUCAGAUCUGUUUGUGCUGUCUUACCAACUAGAACAGCUCCUGAGUCAAGUCCAAUGGUACAUUGAUUCUCUGUACUGCGUUCAUAGCACACCAAGGCACAGGACAAACACGCACAUUGCUACAACGUUGAUUUAAAAUGAAUAGAUAUUGAUUGAUAGCCAGAACAUUAUGUCAAGACAGCAGGCAUGAGGAAUACUCUAUAGGGUUGCACCUUUUCCUUAACUUUCCCAAAAUUCCCCCGUUUUCCAGAAAUCUUGGUUGAAAGACUCUUGGAAUAACGAGGGAAUAAGGAGGAAAUCAAGGAAUCCGUCAACCAGGAUUUCUGGAAAACCGGGGAAUUUGGGAAAGUUACCAUGAUUAAUACAGUAUCAUUUAUCAUUUGAAAACAUUGAUUUUGUGAAUAAUACUAUAAUACCUCAAUUAAUCUAAUAUCGACGGUAAAUUUUCUUUGAUAUUUUUCUUACCAUUUCCAGUUGUAUUCAUAAAGCGUUUGAGGUAUAUGUAUGAUAAUCGGCCCGUAGCAUUGUCACUUGCUUGUUCUUUCCAAACGAUCUCCUUGCUCCCUGUGCGCCUCUGCCACAUGUGCUGGAGCCCCUGAAGUGCUGGAGCAUGUCCAUGUCACAUAAACAACAAAAGCCGGUGAGUGCAUUGCUGAUGUUGUUUUUUGCUUGAGACAUAAAGGCCUGCUCUCUCGGUGAUUAUAUUUUGUGCUGAUAAUCGGCCCGUAGCAGCCAAACGGUGCCGUCCCUUCCUCUCCGCUGUCUCACCGUUUCAGUUGGUGGUGGCACAGGUACCUGCUCAGUGCGCACUUUUCUGGCUUUUUUGCAGUUAGACCUCGGGUGUGUAGGUUCAGGAUGAGGCUUAGUCCUCGGGGGUGUAGGUUCAGGAUGAGGCUUAGUCCUCGUGGGUGUAGGUUCAGGAUGAGUCUUAGUCCUCGGGGGUGUAGGUUGAGGAUGAGGCUUAGUCCUCGGAGGUGUAGGUUCAGGAUGAGUCUUAGGCCUCGGGGGUGUAGGUUCAGGAUGAGGCUUAGUCCUCGGGGGUGUAGGUUCAGGAUGAGGCUUAGUCCUCGGAGGUGUAGGUUCAGGAUGAGUCUAAGGCCUCGGAGGUGUAGGUUCAGGAUGAGGCUUAGUCCUCUGGCUUGUAGGUUCAGGUUGAGGCUUAGUCCUCGGGGGUGUAGGUUCAGGAUGAGGCUUAGUCCUCGAGGGUGUAGGUUCAGGAUGAGGCUUAGUCUUCGGGGGUGUAGGUUCAGGAUGAAGCUUAGUCCUCGGGGGUGUAGGUUCAGGAUGAGGCUUAGUCCUCGGAGGUGUAGGUUCAAGAUGAGGCUUAGUCCUCGGGGGUGUAGGUUCAGGAUUAGGCUUAGUCCUCAGGGGUGUAGUGGUCCCAUGGUGUUUAUGUUUGCGUUCUACUGUUUGUACAGAUGAACGUGGCACCUUCAGGCAUUUGGAAAUUGCUCCCAAGGAUGAACCAGACUUCUGGAGGUCUACAAUUU